Messenger RNA from Rhinocladiella mackenziei CBS 650.93, 2319 nucleotides. RefSeq lists its product as uncharacterized. The coding region runs from base 1 to 2319 and encodes 772 amino acids. The transcript is spliced from 3 exons. NCBI's taxonomy places the organism in Eukaryota, Fungi, Ascomycota, Eurotiomycetes, Chaetothyriales, Herpotrichiellaceae. Gene Ontology annotation, molecular function: DNA binding; zinc ion binding; DNA-binding transcription factor activity, RNA polymerase II-specific. The record is from RefSeq and is a predicted model, not a curated record. Gene Ontology annotation, biological process: DNA-templated transcription; regulation of DNA-templated transcription.
AUGCCGCUGCAAAAUGGAAACCCCUCGACUCCCCGGACCUCGAACCGAGUGACCAAGAAAAGAGCCUCUCAAGCCUGCCAUCACUGCCGCACGCGAAAAGUCAAAUGCGACCUCGUCAAGUCCGGAGUCCCCUGUCAUAACUGCAGCUCGGAUGGCAUAGAAUGCGUCAUUGUCGAAUCCAGACGGAGCAGGAAAUAUCGCCUUCAGAAGCGUCAAUUGAACUGCCUCGUUUCUCUCCCUCCUUUGACUCAGGCCCAACCCAAACCUCCAUCGGGCCCUUAUGAUGGUACCAACAAUCCGCCAUCAAUCGCUACGAACACGACUGAAUCGACUAAAGGCGUAUCUGACCAUGCAACAGCGCCGUCAAUGACAAACUCCCACUUCCACACCCCCCCGGCCAGAACACUCUCCGUUAAAGUUUUACCUUGCGUGCGUCCUCCUCCGUCGCAAAUAAGUCCAGAUGACUUUGAUUUCCUCGCCCGUCGGGGAGCUCUCACCAUCCCCGACGUUGAGCUCCGCGAUCAGCUUUUUCGAUGCUUUGCGCUCUACGUGUCUCCGUACUUACCGGUUGUUGACCUUGAAGACCUUUUCGACUCUCUUGAUGGCAAGCCAAACUCCUCGAAGAUCAGUCUCAUCCUCCUGCAAGCGAUCAUGUUUGCCGGGACUGCGUUUGUCGAUUGGCAUUUCCUUCAAGAAGCAGGCUACGAAACUCGAAGAGCCGCCAGAGGCGAUUUUUAUCAAAAGAUUAAACUCCUUUACGACUUUGACUGGGAAGCCGAUCGGGUCUCCGUAAUUCAAUCACUUCUCAUUAUCAACUACUGGUACGUGUCUGAAAACGAUCAAAAAGACCCCUGGCAUUGGCUCGGGGUCUGUGUCUCACUGGCUACGAGCAUCGGCAUGAAUCAACCCGCGACCUAUGCCAGAAAAGACCCCCGAACUAGCCGCCUGUGGAGACGGAUUUGGUGGGCUUGUGUCAUGCGAGAUCGAAUAAUGGCUGUCAGUAUGCGAAGACCGUUGCGUAUCAAAGACGAAGACAUCAACCUCCCAUUGCUCACGUUAGACGAUUUCGAAACUCGAUCUAUUAAUGUCUCUUCCGUCCAGCCGCUUCGGGAUUGCCCUUUUCUGACGGACAUCGCCACCAGGAGAAUGUUGGCCGAUCUGUGUUUGGCCAAAGUGAAACUCCUGGUGUCUAUCGGCCAUAUUAUCAGGCAUUUUUACCACCUGCGCGGUUUUGGUGGAUCAACUGCUGAAGUGACGAUGCUGUACGCCCCCAAGAAAUCUGAUGACAAUGGCAACGAGGUUGCCGCCCUGCAAGAUGAUCUCGAUACGUGGUAUAGGAAUUUACCCGUCAGCUGCUGGUUAAUCAUGGACAACAACAAUGGCGGCACACAUGACACGGUUGAGGACGUUCUCUUCUUACACCGUUCUGUGCUGAAAAUGCUCUUUUUGAUGGCCUCGGAAUCUCUCAACCGACCCCAGACCUUGUCAAAAACCCGGUCACUCUCGGAACAAAGGUCGACCAGCAAGGUCAAGGAGGCUGCUGACAAGAUGUCCGAGAUGAUUCAACACCUCCACGACCGUGACCUGGUGCGCUUCCUCCCUCCUCUCUCUGUGAGUUUCAUGCUUCUUGCGAUCGCCGUAUUCUUGGUCGAGAUUAAAUCCAAGGGCCAAGGAUUUGGCGCCCUCCCGGGCGAGCAGUUCCACCACUGUAUCCGAGCACUUUUGCGGUUGAGGGACAUUUGGCCUAUUGCCGACUCGGCAUGCCUUUUGAUCGGACAGAUGAUCACCAAGAGUCACGCCGGCGGCAUGUCCACCCCUGGUAUCCAACCAGCCCCAAUAGGGGUGACCGGUCGCUUGGAUCCUUUGCCGCAACCACCAGAACAUUCUGGACGGAUUACGGCUCAGGCAUUCGAAUAUGAAAAUGCAGGCGGGCCAGAGGCGUCUUCUCCGCCACCGUCUGAUCCCAAACCCUCUUCUCUCGUACACGAGGGUCAGCCAGUGAUGGGACCUGAGGGACCACCACCAGCAGUAACGACUUCAGAACUCCUCGACGACCCAGCCUAUUCAUGGACGGCCUCGGAUUUCGACAUGGACUUCGGUUCCAUCACCAACGGCCAUGCCCUACACAUGGACCUAGCCUUGGCCGAGUGGGAUGUCACGGGGGUUUAUGAGAACGGCCUAUUGGAUUUCCAGGGUGAUGAGGGAAAUAGCACGGCUUAUACAUCAGCUGGACCGUCAAUCAUCCCUGAGACGUGGAAUGCCCCUGCUGACCCGGGCCCAUAUAUGGAACCUUUCCAACCGCCUCCCCAUCCCAUUUAA